CAGUGGCCAGUAUUGCCUUGUGCGAAUGUGUAUCAGGUCCUGUUUAUUUAAUUUAUUUUUGUAUUUGUCUUCUUGUUACACCUAAUUAUCUGGUUGGACAGGUAAACCCGGAUACCAGAUAAAGGGUGGAGUGAGGGAGGGAAAUGUACUCAGAGCUGGCCACUGAGAGUGCUGCUCUACUGAGAUACACUACAGGUGAGUCUACCUUUUACAAUCGACAGAUAAAUGAGAACCUAGAGAAACAGAGAGAGUGGGGAAAGGACCUCCAGUGAUCUCACCUCCAAAGUUUCUCUACCUCACACGUGCAGUAUGAAGUCUGUCUGGGCAUUGGUUUUCUUUGCAAUCUGUGCAAUGCUGGUUGUAGCCUUUCAGGCUAUAAAGCAGGAGAGGAAUAUUCGCAGAACAAGAAAAGAAAUUUUUCUAAAUACUGAGGACGUGAAGAUAAUGGAGGAAAAAAUCGUGACUUCCAGAAUGACACUACAGAAACUAAGCAAAGAGUUGGAUCCAUUGGACAAACAGCAUAAGCAGCUGACAAAGAUGAUGGACAUGACAAUAAAAAAGACAGAAAAUGAUGAGCAAACUUUGAACAGUUGCCGAAUGAAGAAGACAGAUGUUGAGCAGGAGAAAUCAGAAUUGUCUUCAUCAGUCGAUAUUCUAAGGACAAGUCAGAAUGUUGAGAUGCAGCAAAUGCAGGAGGAGAUUCAGCGUUUGAAGCAACAGAUCCUGGGAAGAGAUUCAAUGAUCUGUACAUAUGUGGAUACAAAACAGGAAAAGGGAAGGAAAUUGUGUGCGGACAUAAAGGCUGCCAGCAACCAAUAGCAAGUACUAAGGAAAUUGUACUAAAACAUAUGUUGUUUUUCAUCCCCACAGCUUACACAUUUGAUCCAUCACUUUAGAAAUAAAAAUGUAUUGUUUUUUUUUUUUACAUUUUUUAUGGUUGUAUAAUAUACUUGAGACUAAGCAAAUGUGAGUAGACAGCUCAUAUGACAAGAGUUUUUGCUAAUGCUAAUAAACAGCAAUACAUUUUUACAGAACUCAA
This is a messenger RNA of Silurus meridionalis, 1039 nucleotides long. RefSeq lists its product as uncharacterized. Lineage: Eukaryota; Metazoa; Chordata; Actinopteri; Siluriformes; Siluridae. The transcript is spliced from 4 exons. The record is from RefSeq and is a predicted model, not a curated record. The coding region runs from base 310 to 819 and encodes 169 amino acids.